Messenger RNA from Phragmites australis (common reed), 2491 nucleotides. Its product is annotated as BAG-associated GRAM protein 1-like. NCBI's taxonomy places the organism in Eukaryota, Viridiplantae, Streptophyta, Magnoliopsida, Poales, Poaceae. The transcript has 17 exons. The record is from RefSeq and is a predicted model, not a curated record. The coding region runs from base 96 to 1901 and encodes 601 amino acids.
AACCUCGCACACCUCGUCGCCGUGUCAGCGAUCGAGUCGGCCUUGGUCCCGUCCUCCCCGGCCGCGAGGAGGAGCUGAUCCAUCCGGUCGUGACGAUGGGGGAGUGCGCGUCGUGUGUGAUGGGCUUGCUCCUUCCGUCGCUGUGGGAGGCUGCGGUGGCCGUCUCGGCCGCGGCGCUGCUCGUCGCCGCGCUCUUCCUCUUCCUCUUGCCGGACCAGCACUACUCCGCGCCCAGCGCCACCGUCGCCACCAACUCGUCCGCCUCCUCCUCGCAUUCUUCCGCGACCGAAACCUGCCACCGUGACGCGGGCCGCGGCAGGAGCUGCGCGAGGGGGGAGGCGCGCGCGGUUGCUGCUGAUAGCUCUUGCUCUCGGGCCGCCGGCAGCCACGUAAUCAAGCUAGAGCUGCUGUCUGCCAAGUACCUGAUUGGCGCCAACUUGUACGGCAGCUAUGAUCCUUUCGCCGUCAUCUCCUGUGGCGACCAGAAGCGCUUCAGUUCCAUGGUGCCCAGCCACAGAAAUCCUCUGUGGGGAGAGGAAUUCAACUUCCUUGUCGAACAACUCCCGGUAGAGGUAACCAUAACAAUAUAUGACUGGGACACUGCAUGCAAAUGCAAAGUUAUUGGAUCUGUAACUAUAGCUGUUCUCAGUGAAGACGAAACGGGAGCUAGUUGGUACGAUCUAGACAGCAAAUUUGGUCAGAUCUGCUUGCUUCUUCGUUCAACCAAAGUAUUUCCGGCUUCUGAUAGCUUCUUUGAUGAAUGUACUGGAGAUGAGUCCCCGAGAAAGGUGAUACUGAAUGAGCAACGCCGCGCGAUGAUUGAGGGCAUUGGCCCGCUGCAAACCAUAUAUAAACUUCCUCAUGACGAAAUUGUUCAGGAUAGUUACUCCUGUGCUCUGGAAAGGUCUUUCUUGCACCAUGGCCGUAUGUACAUCUCCCUAUGGCAUCUGUGCUUCCACUCUAGCGUAUUCUCCAAACAAUUGAAUGUGAUUAUUCCAUUACAAGACAUAGGCGAGAUAAAAAGAAGCCAGCGUUCUCUUAUCAACCCAGCGAUUACUGUUCUUCUUCAUGGUGGUGCAGGUGGACAUGGAACACCUCGUUCAUGCAGCCAAAAUGGAAAGGUUAGGUACACAUUCACAUCAUUCUGGAACAGAAACCGUACAUUUAGAGCUCUAGAGACUGCACUACAGAGUUACCGAGCAACCUUCGAAGCUGAAAAGCAGGUGAGAGCACAACAAAGAGGAAGUAACAAUGUAACCAGUAGUAAGACAAACAGCAUAAAGACAGCAGAAAAAAGCAUUGAAAAGGCUAUAACAUUCCAACCUUUCAUCAACGAACAUGUUCUCGUAGAUGUAACCAGUAAUGCCUUCCCUGGUACAUCCGAGACGUUUUUCAGUGCCAUCUUAGGUGACAGUUCAAUGUUUUUCCAGCAAUAUCGAGAUGCAAGAAAAGAUACAGAUUUAAAGCUUAGCAAGUGGUGUGCCUCAGAAGAGUACGGAGGCAAAGUUCGUAAAGUGACUUUCAGGUCGCUAUGCCACAGUCCUUUGUGUCCUCCAGAUACCGCAGUAACAGAAUUGCAGCAUGCUUCUUUCUCAAAGGAUAAAAGAAACUUGAUCUAUGAGACAAAGCAGCAGGCACAUGAUGUUCCAUUUGGUUCCUACUUUGAGAUCCACUGCAGGUGGUCGCUAAGAACAACCUCCAGUUCGACAUGUCAAGUAGAUAUAAGGAUCGGGGUAAGCAUGAAGAAAUGGUGCAUUCUGCAAUCCAAAAUAAAAUCUGGAGCAACUGAUGAGUACAGGAGAGAAGUUUGCAAGAUUUUGGAGGCUGCCUGUAAUUAUGUCCUCAAAUCUGAGUUAAACAGCCAAGGCAGUGAUGAAAUUGUGGUGGCAUCUUCACCGUGAAACACGCAGAUGAAAAUCAUCUUACACAGUUCCAUGCACACAUACAAGUGCAGUGCAAACAAGUUUGCAAGAUUUUACAGGGUGAUUGUGAUCACAUCACGUAAGCUGGAACAGCGAAGCCAGCGAUGACAUUGUGGAGACAUCCAUGAAAAGUUGCAGUGGAAUGCCACCUGUGGAAUUGCACCCACACAAACAAUAAGCUUCAGACCAUGGAGAGACUCCUGGAAAUUAGCGAAUUGGUAUGAUUGUGUCGUUCAGUAUGACAACCAAGAAAUCAUAGAAGUGACCCAGUUUAACCUUUCCACUUGACAACAAAACAGGUCAAAGUUGAAAUUCCACAUUUCAAGCUUCAAAAGAAAAAAGAAACCCCAAACUUCCGGAUGGACUGGUGCAAUUUGACUUCCUGCGGUAGCUAAUGCAAGUUAAUGAAUUACUAUAACCAGUUCAUAUAUCCAAUUACAGGGAUCAGAAAUCGCUCAUUCCUGAAUAUAAAUCAGUUCCUGGUGACUGCCAGUUAGUUUUUUUAUUUAACACAUCAAACUAUAUUCGAUCAGAAAAAUUGCAGUGUACAACAUAACCUGAGUGGAAUC